GUGGGAAUUUGUAAGAUGUGAAAAAGAUUGCUUGAGAAUUUCAAUUGUAAAUUCUAUAAUCCAAGAUGUAAAUAUAAGAACGUACAUGAAACAUGAUGCAGGCGGGAUCUAUUUAGUUUUAUAAAAUUUUGUUGAAAUUAUAGUUAAAGAAGGACUCCAUUAUUCCGUUACAUAAAAAUUGGGAGGGAAAGUAAGAUUCCAUCAACGAAUCGAAUCAAAUUUAUGAUAAAUUAUUAAUCUAGAAGACUUGCAUCACAACACGAACGACAGCGUUGAAUCUACGAAGAAGAGAAAUUCCAGUGAAGAAGUUUGGUCUCAGGAGAAUUUACUUUGGCUGGAUACUGAUUUUAGUGAUUUGUUCAAAACCUGGAAAAGUUGUUGAACUGAUUGUUUUGGUGGAUGACAAACAAAUUUCAUCGUGUUUGAAGUUUGAGGUUUUUAAUAGAAAAGAUGGAUGGGAUGCGGAGGAUACUGAUGGAGGUUCUGACAGAACCCCAAAGAGGCGGUGAAUCAGUGCUUGGGACUAUUAAGAUUGCUGUUUUACCAAUAGCAAAAGUUUUUACCAUGUGCUUUCUGGGAUUCCUCAUGGCCUCCAAGUAUGUUAACAUUUUGCCUGCCAAUGGAAGGAAGCUUUUAAAUGGGCUGGUUUUCUCGCUUUUGCUCCCAUGUUUGAUAUUCUCUCAACUUGGACAAGCAAUUACUUUUGAGAAAAUGCUUCAAUGGUGGUUUAUCCCUUUCAAUGUUGUUCUUGCCACCAUAUCAGGAUCCAUUAUAGGUCUCAUUGUUGCAUUGAUUGUCCAUCCUCCAUACCCAUUCUUCAAGUUUACCAUUAUACACAUUGGCAUUGGGAAUAUUGGAAAUGUACCACUUGUCUUGAUUGCUGCAUUAUGUGGGGAUAAAUCUAACCCUUUUGGGGACUCUGCAAAAUGUUCUCAAGAUGGAAAUGCCUACAUCUCAUUCGGCCAGUGGGUUGGUGCAAUUGUCCUAUACACCUAUGUAUUUAAUAUGCUUGCACCUCCUCCUGAAGGCACGUUUGAUGUUGAAGAAGAGAAUCUUCCCUUUAAGAAUCCUCCUAACAAAAGUUCCAGUAACCCUGCAAAGAAAAGUUCCUCUGAGCAAGUUCCACUGCUCACGGAAGAAGCUACACCAACGAAUUCAGGUGUAACAACGAAAGAGAAGAUUAAAGAUUUUCUGAAAUUUCUCUAUGAAAAAUUGAAGCUCAAGCAAAUCAUUCAACCUCCUAUUAUUGCUUCUAUCCUCGCUAUCUUUAUUGGAUGUGUUCCAUCUUUGAAGAAAUUAAUCUUCACGCCAGAUGCUCCACUCUACUUUUUUACUGAUAGCUGCUUGAUUCUUGGGGAAGCAAUGAUUCCGUGCAUAUUGUUGGCAUUAGGAGGCAACCUUGUGGAGGGACCAGGAAGUUCAAAACUAGGUGCACGGACAACAGCUGCCAUUAUAUUUGGGCGACUAGUAUUGGUUCCGCCAGUUGGUCUUGGCAUUGUCACACUGGCUGAUAAGCUUGGCUUCCUGCCCCCGAAUGAUAAAAUGUUCAGAUUUGUCCUCCUCCUCCAGCACACAAUGCCCACAUCUGUGCUAUCUGGAGCCGUAGCUAGUCUUAGAGGAUGCGGGAGGGAAGCAGCUGCAGUAUUGUUUUGGGUUCAUAUCUUCGCUGUUUUUUCAAUGGCUGGAUGGAUCAUUCUCUAUCUCAACAUACUAUUUUGAAGUAUAUAAUGGCACCCUGCCAUCGCAGCAUCUGCACUGGCGGCUGCAAUAUUUGGAUGGAUCGACAAUUUCGAAUUUGCUCGUCCAACCAAGAUAAUGUGAUGACAAGCUGUUCAAGACGAACUGGGUUUUCUCAGUUUCAUGCACAAAAUUCAAUAGUGAGUUGGGAGGCAUAGACCAUAAAUUUAGAUGUACAAUUCAUGAGAACCUGCAGAAUUCAUCUUUAAUAAUUUGUAUAUAAAGCUUCUUUAAUAUACAGAUAUCUCUGCUUCAUUA
Olea europaea var. sylvestris is the source of this 1995-nucleotide messenger RNA. Its product is annotated as protein PIN-LIKES 6-like. The coding region runs from base 451 to 1719 and encodes 422 amino acids. The record is from RefSeq and is a predicted model, not a curated record. The transcript has 12 exons. NCBI's taxonomy places the organism in Eukaryota, Viridiplantae, Streptophyta, Magnoliopsida, Lamiales, Oleaceae. Gene Ontology annotation, biological process: endoplasmic reticulum to cytosol auxin transport. Gene Ontology annotation, cellular component: membrane.